Molecule: messenger RNA, 1593 nt
Organism: Botrytis sinoallii
Lineage: Eukaryota; Fungi; Ascomycota; Leotiomycetes; Helotiales; Sclerotiniaceae
Exons: 1
Coding region: 1-1593 (530 amino acids)
Source: RefSeq, a predicted model, not a curated record
AUGAACACUACCGAGGCUUCUGCCUCCGAGAAACGAGGGAACCCAAAGUCAUCAACUGAUCCCCGAUCAUCAAAUAAAGGAUUGAUUUCGGCUCCAGAUGGAAAUACUCCCAAGAAGAAACACAUGCAAGGCGAAAGAGCUGCAACAACUACCUCGAAAGAAAAAAGAGCAAAUCGCGGAGGGAUAUCGACCAAUGCCAAUACCAAUGCCUCAACAUCAACACUAAUGAACUGGUUGCGUAGCGGAAAAUCAACGAAUAUCACGGCAUCAUACGGAGAAAAAGAUGAAUUGAGGUCAGAAGCUAUAUUAGGAUCCGAAGAUCAACUAGGCUUUGAAGAUAUAUUGGGAUCAGCGGAAGACUCGGUCUCCGAAGAGAGAGAAGUAACGAAAUGUAACUCAAUUUUGGAAGAAGACGAGCCGCCUUCGAAACGCCAGAAACAAAGCGACGCUGCAUCAGGUCAUGGAAAAUCAUUAUCUAGUCCUGGUAAAACUCUCACCACACCGAAGAAAAGGAAAACUAAUCCUCCUAACUCCCCAUGGAAAACCACCACACCUAAAUCAAAGAAAACGAAGACUCCCGAGCCCCCAAAGAUCGUCACGCCCAAAAAACCAGAGAAAGUAAAAUCUCCCAAGGGCGUCAUAAUCAGAACCGAAUACGUCGCAAACCCCGCAGCAGUUUUUAUCCACCCCAUUGAAGUUACCCACGAGGACCUUCCGGACUUUACACUCGACGGAGAAGGCGAAUUAGUAUUUCAAGGAGAACGAAACAAAGAUGACGGUCUGCUGUACUGGUCCCUGAAUCACCGAGUAGUCUGCGAAAAAUAUGACCGUCCCGAAGCGGAAUAUUUCGAGCCACCCAGAGAGACGUUGAAAAAAUGGCGUGCGUAUUGUGCGUUUCGCGGCCUGGAUAUCUGCGGUACUAGAAACGAGAUGCAGGAAAGAUUGAAGGCUUAUUUUGAAGUUGUUGAACGUACUGAACUUACCGAGCAGGAUGAAAGAGAUGAGAUUUGUGAGAACGAUGAACCAAUUACAGAACCAGAACGCUUAAAGGGAAUAAUCGAGGAAGAAAGAUAUCGCCCACAUGACCCUUCCUGGCGCAUCCAAAACGAAGCCGAAAGAACCAGAUUAUGGAGUCUCCUCUCCACAGAACAGCAAUUCGAAAAAAACGUCUCGCUCUUCAUCACUGAGAACAUAACUAACUCCAAAAAUCACGACGUGUGGGUUUUCAAAACACGCCCCAAGUUUACCGUCGCUGAGUGGUUCAAUUUUUUUGAGAAAAAUCGGAUUCUAGAUAUUGGAUUGGUGUUUACCACUCCGCCUGAGUCUCUACUUAUAGAAGAUAAAUCCCUCGAGAUGAAAUAUCAGCGAGGAAAAAUGGUGGCAGUACCGUUCUCCAAAAUCUACUGGGGAGGAACAUGGGUAGCGACCGGUUUCGAAAAAGGCAUGAUACUCGCGAGGACCCAGAUACUAGUGAAGCAAAAACUCGAUGAAAUGUGCGAAGAGAUCAGGAAAAGUAUCCUUGGGAAUAUAUCACAGAUUACCGAAAUGCGGGAAAAAUACCUGGUGAGUCGUAUGUAUAAGAAAGCAGGCUAA